Eurytemora carolleeae is the source of this 1453-nucleotide messenger RNA. Its product is annotated as LIM/homeobox protein Lhx1. NCBI's taxonomy places the organism in Eukaryota, Metazoa, Arthropoda, Copepoda, Calanoida, Temoridae. Gene Ontology annotation, molecular function: RNA polymerase II transcription regulatory region sequence-specific DNA binding; DNA-binding transcription factor activity, RNA polymerase II-specific. The record is from RefSeq and is a predicted model, not a curated record. Gene Ontology annotation, cellular component: nucleus. Gene Ontology annotation, biological process: neuron differentiation; regulation of transcription by RNA polymerase II. Bases 16 to 1128 code for a protein of 370 amino acids. The transcript has a single exon.
UACCGCGCAAUAAACAUGACAGAGUGUGCAGAGUGCGGGCAGAGUAUUGUUGAUAAAUUCGUGGUUAGAUGCGGAUCUUUAGCUCUACAUGAGGAUUGUAUGAGAUGCGCAGUAUGCCGGGAUAUGCUUACAGAAUCCUGCUUUACUAAAUGGGGACAGUUCUACUGCAAACAGGAUUUCUACAGAAUGUUUGGACCAAGGUGUUCAGCUUGUCAUAUAGUUUUCUCACAAGAUCAGGACGUUAGGAAUAUCGGAGACAGUCAGUUCCAUCUGGAGUGCUUUAAAUGCUCCAGGUGCUGCAAAGGACUAGAUAAAGGAAUGCAGGUUGGGUUGGAUCAUCUGGGAAACCUUCUCUGUGAAAAGGACUACCUGGAGAACAAGCUAAACCUCUCAGCUGAUACGAAACUAGGAUUGAGGACGGAGGAGACGGACGCUGACUCUGGAAUAGAAAGCGAAGUGUCCUCGGACGAUUUAAAGAAACUCCUUGAUGAGGACGAAAAGUCAUUUGACGAGGACAGCAAAGACCCUGGCUCCCCGGAUGAUGGAGACGAUUAUGACAAAGACGACGAUAAGAAGGAAGGAAAGGACGGUAAAAGACGCGGGCCAAGAACAACUAUUAAAGCUAAACAGCUGGAAGUUUUGAAAACCUGUUUUGAUCAGAAUCCUAAACCUACGAGGUUAAUGAGAGAACAGCUAGCCAAAGAGACAGGGUUACCUAUGCGUGUGAUCCAGGUCUGGUUCCAGAACAAGCGGAGUAAACAGAAGAGAAUCCACCAGCUUCAGUUCAUGGGUCAUCCUGGGAGGAUGCCCUUCCUGCCUCCGAACCAUCGGAGGAUUCUUCAUCCAAUGUCAUUCCCUCCGAAUGCAAUGGCUUUUGAUUUUAGAUCUCCGUUCCCUCCACAGGAUUGCCACAACUUUGAGUUCGGAGGAUUUAGUUUCCCUGCAGAGCAAAGUAUGCCUCCUUGUGAGUUCCCCAACUCCUAUUCCUCUCCUCCACUUCAUCCUGGAGAUUUUGGAUCUCACGAUUACCAGGUCGAUCCUUGCUUUCCUUCUCCACCCUUAAGUGAGUGCAGCAGUAGUUUGCAGGAUUUUCAUGUUCCUCAAGCCACAGAGUCCAUGGUCUGCUAGUCCUUACCUGGAGAUAUGAUCAAUCCAACCUACUAUUUUGUGGACCCGGAGAAGAGUCAAACCUGUUAACUGUUCCCGGAGAAGUAACUUAUUCAUCCUACUAGCUAGUACAAAGUACCCGGAGAAAUAACUAAUCCAUCCUACUAUAUUAAACCUUGUACCCGGAGCAUGGGACCACCCAAACCCGUCCUUGGGUUUAAUGCAAUCCUUCUAUCUGUGAUAUGCCUCGUUAAUUUAUACAUUAUACAAUAUACACUAUACACUACAGUCCAGAGAUGUAUAUUCUUAUUCUCAUUUAUUCAGAAAUAAAAAAUAUUUUGUAAUA